Molecule: messenger RNA, 1941 nt
Organism: Fusarium oxysporum Fo47
Lineage: Eukaryota; Fungi; Ascomycota; Sordariomycetes; Hypocreales; Nectriaceae
Product: Zn(II)2Cys6 transcription factor domain-containing protein
Exons: 7
Coding region: 1-1941 (646 amino acids)
Biological process (GO): regulation of transcription by RNA polymerase II; DNA-templated transcription
Cellular component (GO): chromatin
Molecular function (GO): zinc ion binding; DNA-binding transcription factor activity, RNA polymerase II-specific; RNA polymerase II cis-regulatory region sequence-specific DNA binding
Source: RefSeq, a predicted model, not a curated record
AUGUGGGGAGAGCGGGAAAAGUCCACCGCCACAAAAUGGAAAAUGUCCAAUGACGAUGAAGUUAUUAUAAUUUCCCCGCGUUUUCUGUCAAACAAGGUUCUGGCUAAGUACGAAACGGGAUAUGAUCUGGAUAACCUGGAGACUGUCCUGCGCACCAUGGACACGGCGACAGCUACGUCUCAACUGCAGCUGUCAGAUCCAUUACUCCGGCGUGCAGUUGCUGACGGCCGUUGUCAACCUGACAGAAAUUUCGGACUCGCCCUCUAUUUGUUCAUUUUGCCAACGGAGAUUCACUCGCAGCCAUGCCCACUGAUGAUGCUUCUCAGAGAUGCUCUCAAGCGCCACUGGGGAAUUUGCAAAGUCCGCCUCGAAAAUGGGUCAGAUAUACCACUUCUGCCUGCUCGUAGACCCAGAUUGAAGAAGCCAAGGGCCUGCAAUCGCUGCGUCCGCUUGAAGCGCGCUUGCGAUCGCAGUGUUCCUUGCAGUACAUGCAGUAUACGGAACUACGAGUGCUCUUACGAGCGGGCAGCCAGUUCCAAGACAUCAGCGGUUUCAGAAGAUUCGUCACAAGCAGAGACGAAUGGCGCAUACCAACAAGAGAUAUCCUAUGGUGUUGUUAAAGCAGAUGACGCAAUGCCUGUCGUCUUGGCUGAGUUCAUUGACUACUCACAAGAGUGGCUUCGAUGUGAGUCCCUACCAUUUCCAGUCCUCAACUUCGAUGUCUGGAAUAAUGUCCGCGGAAGUAACCUGCAUCUUGGACCCUGUUUCGAUCAGACAGUUCCAGGACAAAAGUUAACUCUACCGUUUCUAAAACGAUUUACCGAGUCAUCCGGCAUCGCUGAUGGUUUCGACUGCGGCACCUUAGCUCAAAGACGCCAGUUGAACAACACCCUCAACGACUCUUCUUGUCAAGAUUUGGCCGCUAAAUCAGGUGAGAUCUUGGGCAUGAUAAAGAGAACUCUGACUCGAACGCGAUCAUGUUCCCAUGCCAGCAUAGAAUGGUCUCCCAUCGUGGAAAAAGCUUGUCUCGACUUCUUUUCACCCAGCAAUCUCCACAGGUUCCUACUUCUCUUCUGGUCCGGCUGGUAUCCUAAUAGUCCCAUAAUUCACAAACCAACCUUCAACUCCGAAGCUGAGCCCCCAAGACUUAUUGCAUCGAUGGCUGUUCUGGGAGCGUGUUUAUCUCCAGACUUUAAUGACUGUGUACGUGCAAUGGCAUGGCUUACGCCCGUUGAGGAAGUAGUCUUUGCCGACAAUAUCCUAUAUGACGAUUCUAUCAUUGCGUCUCCAAACCUUGUUGGGGAUGAGGCGGUAGUGUGGGAUAAACUGAAGGCGUUGCAUGCUGCGUACUUUAUAUGUAUUGCGCAGAAUUGGGAGGGGUCGAAAGAGGGGAGAAAGCGUGUUCGAAAGGAUCGCUACAGUCGCAUUGUCUCGAUCGCUAGAUCGUUUGGUCUCUACAACUUAAGCCUGGCGAAGUUGGAUACUACGUUCUCUACUCAACAGAAAUGGGCCAGGUUUAUACUCCUUGAAAGCAUGAUUCGACUGCCGCCGAGGGUAAUAUCGCUUGAACUCAAUACUGGACUGGUUUGUCCUGAGUACCAGACCACUCUGGUGGACGUGUCACAGGUAACGCCAGCAGCCACUGGUUUAAGUCGGUGGAUAUGGUUAUGGCAACGAGAUGGCCAUAUUGUGGUCGAUUCCGACGGCUACUCCUUUGAAAAUAUGUGGAAACGUGCCGGGUUCAUGCAACAUGCCAACGAAUAUUAUCAUCUUGCUUGCGCAAUGCUUGAGCGAUGGAAGCUUAGCGAGAGACAAAUUGGCAAUACCUUGACUGCCUGGGCAGCGCCGCUUGGGUCAGUACAGGGUAACCCAAAGUAUGAUGAUGGGGAGAUGGUCCAGGUCAAGGCUCUCAUUCAUGAUAUGGAAAAUAUGACCUAUUAA